Molecule: messenger RNA, 3575 nt
Organism: Periconia digitata
Lineage: Eukaryota; Fungi; Ascomycota; Dothideomycetes; Pleosporales; Periconiaceae
Source: the annotation of a GenBank genome assembly
GCGCGCAACUAUCCAACGGGAGAUUUGAGAUCAGAAUACACGAAGGAAGAACGAAGUGAAGAGAUUGUUGGUGCGCGACGGGUGAAAGUGAUGGAGCGCUCGCAGUCUUCGAGUAACGCGACGCAGAGGGGCGAGACGAUUGCAGACGACAGCAUCAAGAGGGAAGAGACACAACACGACGAUACGAAUGGAACGAGUCGGGAUGAACCGGCCACCCCGAAAAGUGCGAAGAAACCGUCUUUCUUCGCGACAUUAUGGAAGAAAAUUGAUCUCGACUUACCAACCGCCCUUAUGAUGAUGAAGGCUGGUCUUCCUCCGACAAUUUCUAUUGCAAUGUUCCAAAGCGCUGCGGUGGCCAAUCACUACACGACAUUGGGCUACCUCAUAGCCAUUGUCAGUAUCAUCGGCUUCUGCAUCAUGCCCCGAGCCAAGUUCAUUCAAACAAUGAGCAUGAAUAUUCUGUCUUGCUGUAUAGGUGCUGCCGUCUGCAUGCUGAUGCUCUGGUCUGGUCUCAAAGCUCGUGAGCAUACGACGUCACCAGAUGCACCCCCAAAACGAUACAACUCUUCUCAAUCUACGGUGUUGGGUGUAUGGCUAUUCUUUCAGAUCUGGUUCGUUAACACCGUGAAGGCAAAAUAUGUCCAGCUUGCGUUCCCUACUUUGUUGUACUCGAUCUUCGUGAAUGUGGCGGCUACUUUUGGGACGCAGUUUCAGACGUACGCUCAGGUUGCUGGUUUCGUCCGGAAGUUGCUUGAGAGCUUUUUGACUGGAUUUGCCAUCACGACGGGCGUCUCGCUUUUCAUCAUUCCUGUGAGUUGCAGGAAAGUAGUGACCAAAGAGAUGACGGGCUACAUCGGCAUACUCAGAGGAGCGCUCAAGGCCCACAAAGGCUAUUUCCAGAGCAUGGAGACGAAGGAUAUGUUUCGAAACACGACAUGGACACCGGAACCUGGCCACAGCAAACUCAAGAAACCGAAAAUGAAGCCUGAAGUGGAAGCGGUGAAGAAAGCAAUGACCGCUAUUGUCACGAUACAUGGGAAACUAAGUGGCGAUUUGCCGUUUGCGAAACGAGAAUUUGCGUACGGCAAGCUGACGCCCGAUGAUUACGAAGGAAUUUUCAAGCACAUGCGCGCUAUUAUGAUGCCUAUGACUGGACUUGGUUCGCUUAUCGAUCUUUUCGAACGUAUCGCCGAUAUUUAUCACUGGGAUCAAGAUGAGGAAGACACCGAGUUGAAGGAGAAAGUUGUGGGCGAAUGGAACGAACUCAUGAGCUUCGUUCACGAGCCAUUCGCUCACGCCAUCGAUACCAUGGACCAAGGACUCGAACAUGUAGCUUUACGUCUCGCUUUUGUCAACCCACCCAAGAAACAGAAGAAGAAGAAGGGGAAUGACGCAGACGACACUGAAGCCAAGGGCGACCUAGUCAAGCCAGGCGAUAAACAUUUCAGUCAAUACAUGAAACAACAAACCGAAGAGUUUUACAGAGGCAAGGAAAAGACUCUGAGUCACUGGCUGGAAAGAAAAGGCAUAAAGGUCCGGGAGGACUUUUUCACCCAAAUAAACGAGGCUCCCGACUUCAAUGCGACUUUUGGCUCUGCGAAAAGCCGAUAUCAACGCCAACUGUACUUGGUGUUGUACGUCAUCUUUCUGUUGCAUUCCACGAGCCUCGCUAUCCUUGCCCUUGUCGAAUUCGCCGACGAGAAAGAUCAAGCUAUCAUGAAGAAACAACUCAUUACACCAGGGAAGCGUCGGUUACGAAAAUGGGUCGGCACGAUAUUUAGUGUUGGGCAAGAUCGUAUUCACGACGAUGAAACGACAGCAGCAGGUUUGGAUCACAAUAACAGCGUGGUCUACAUGGGCGAGGCCUUCAGCCAUCAAAAAGAUCCUGAACAUCUACCUCCCGCCAAUGCCUUCGAGAAAUUUGGUAACAUGCUCCGCGGCGCCACUGGGUUCUUGAAAAGUUCCGAGUCGUCGUUUGGGUUCAGAGUUGCUUGCGCGACCAUGUCAAUAGCCAUCGUUGCUUACCUUGAAUCCACUCAAAUAUGGUUCAUCCGACAACGAGUUGUUUGGGCUAUGAUCAUGGUUGCGCUCAGCAUGGUUCCUACGUCUGGCCAAUCCGUCUUUUCAUUCAUGCUGCGCAUAGCAGGAACAGUAGCAGCUAUGCUAGUUAGCUUCUUGAUCUGGUACAUUCCCGCACAGAAAACAGCCGGCAUAAUCGUCUUCCUCUGGGUCUUCGUCAGUCUAGGAUUCUACGUUCCCCUAAAGCGCAUCGACCUCGUCGUCAUGGGUCUCAUCAGCAUCGUCACGGCCACCAUGAUCAUAGGCUACGAGCUGCAAGUCCGGCAGCUCGGUGAAGCCGCCGCAACUGCAAACGGCCAACCCUUCUACGCUAUCGACAUCCUCGCGCCGUACCGCCUCGCAUGCGUAGUAGCAGGUCUCGGCGUUGCGUUCUUCUGGACCUUCUUUCCCUUUCCUAUCACUGAGCAUUCCGCGCUCCGCCAGCGUCUGGGAGGCGCACUCUACCUCUCCGCAAACUUCUACAGCAUCAUGCACGAGACGGUAAUGGCGCGGAUCCGCGGGGACGAGGGCGACAUGACCGAUAAGCAGUGUCCUGGAUACAAGCUCGCAAAAGCGCGGAACAAGGUAUUUGCGAAGCAAAUGCUGACGCUGCAGGGUCUACGCAUGCAUUCGGAGAUGGUGAAGUGGGAGUUCCCUCUUGGGGGUAAAUUUCCGAAGAAGGAAUACGACGAGAUCAUUGAGCUUGUCACGAACAUAACAAACUACACGGCACUCUUGGGCUACGCAUCCGCGACCUUCACAGACCCAAGCCUAACCGGUGUCGACAACGACCCGUCAACCAUAACCUGGUUCCACGACUUCCGUCGCAUAAUCCUCUCCUCGAACAUCACUUCCCACGAAAUAACCUCGCUCCUCUCGCUCCUCUCCUCCUCCAUCACAAACGGCCAAUCUCUCCCGCCCUACCUAACCCCACCGCGCAGAUUCCAGCUCACGCAGCGUCUGGAAGCGCUCGAUCGCGAUAUCUUGAGUCUGAAACAUAUCGCGGAGCCUGGGUAUGCGGCUUUCGCGGUACUGCAGAUCGGGACUCGAUGCGUGGGAAUGGAUGUUGAGAAGUUGUUGAAGGCCGUCAAAAAGUUAGUCGGGGAACUCGAUUUCUCGUUCCACGUCGUGAGUACACGGAACGAUUCGUCUUCGUCGUCAUCCAGUAACAGCGUUACUGAGACGCUUGGGAAAGAGAGGCUUGAUUGAAACUAUCAACUUCAUCUAGAACUAUCUUAUAUUCUUUGCAUGUUAUUCUUUUUUCUUGCUUUCCCGCGUUUUCUAAAAUGUAUAUAUCUUCUAUUCGCAGGAACAAACAAAGUUGGGUUUUAGUAUUCGUAAUUGGCGUUGAUUUGAACUUGCUAUACGUUAGGGCGCUUAGGUUCACUCGUACUGUCUGAUAUUGUAUAGUCACUGUACAUUGUUAUCUAUCGAUCUAUAUACACUAUUCUAAACUAGCUAAUGGUAUUUAUGUACAUGAUGAUGAUCGUUUGAUGGUCAGGUGGAUUGUGAUGGCU